This is a messenger RNA of Mercurialis annua (annual mercury), 717 nucleotides long. Its product is annotated as nodulin-related protein 1-like. Gene Ontology annotation, biological process: regulation of abscisic acid biosynthetic process; response to heat. The transcript has a single exon. The record is from RefSeq and is a predicted model, not a curated record. Lineage: Eukaryota; Viridiplantae; Streptophyta; Magnoliopsida; Malpighiales; Euphorbiaceae. The coding region runs from base 154 to 582 and encodes 142 amino acids.
UCAGAAGCCACAACAGCACAGCACAUCUCAUUAAUGAAUCCAUUAUCAAACCAAUCAAAUCCACACCACACAUAUGUUUAAUAUUGAUCAGACACAUAUAAAAGUAAACUAACAUAUCUUCAAACUCUCCAUCCAACUCCAAUCUUUGUCCCCAUGGAUUUCCCAUCUUCUAACAACCAACCAUCCAAGCCGGGCCACAAGCAUCACCAAGUCUCAUCCUCCGAGCUUUUCUCCAGCGCUAAGAUAGUGGCUGAUGCAGCCAAGUCUAGACUUAACAAUGAAAAAAUAGACGAGGGGAAGGCUGCUGGUGCUGCUGCCAAUAUUCUGGGUGCUGCUUCUCAGUACGGCAAGCUUGAAGAGAAAAGCUUCGGCAAGUAUGUAGAACAAGCUGAGGAUUAUCUUCAUAAGUAUCAGUCCUCUCAUUCUACCACCACCGCCGCCGCUGCUGGCCACCAGACUGGCUCAGAUACUUCCACAACAACUCAUUCUACAUCGACUCAGUCAAGCGGUGAACAUGAGAAAUCUUCUGGCUCCGGCGGUGUUGGUGAUUACUUCAAAAUGGCUCAAGGCUUCAUGAAGUAAAACUGUAUAUGUCAAAUCUUUAAUUUCUUCAUGUUUGUUUUGCUUUCCUAUCCGUCUGUGUAUGUUUUAUGACCGCCUAUUUCAGUACUAUGUAUGUGUGUUUGUUCUGUUUAAUGUACUCGAAUUAUAGUACUA